AUGUAUCCAAAUUACGAAAAAAAUGGCGAUGCGUCAGCUAAGGACAUCGAUGUUGCGAUGAAAUUAGGGGCCGGAAUUCCUAUGGGUCCACUAGAACUGGCUGAUUUUACUGGUCUCGAUACAAAACAGGCUAUUUUAAAUGUAAUGCUGCAGACUACUGGUGACCCCGUAUUUAAACCUAUUCCCUUGUUGGACAAGAUGGUCAAAGAAGGGAAAUAUGGAAGAAAGACUGGGGAGGGUAUUUAUAAUUAUUAA
This is a messenger RNA of Pieris macdunnoughi, 255 nucleotides long. NCBI's taxonomy places the organism in Eukaryota, Metazoa, Arthropoda, Insecta, Lepidoptera, Pieridae. The record is from the annotation of a GenBank genome assembly.